AUGCCCAAGCUGCAGAAACAGCAGCCGCCGGCCUAUUCAGGCAAAGCCAACACGUCGACGCCUCUGCAGACCACGGUACCAUACGAGCGCCUGCCAGUGUCCGCGCAGCAGCCCGUGCUUGUCACCAGCGCCGUGAAACCCAGUUCCUACCAUGACCUCCCGUCUACCAACCCAUUCUCCUCGAAUUAUGUCCCUCCAGCAGACUCGUCGCCUGCUCAGUCCAACCCCUUCUCACCCGUAUCUCCUUUAGUUGAAUCGAGGCCCGCUGAACGACUUUCGCAGCCAGAAACAGACGCACCCCAGCCCCAGAGAACUGAUCCGGCUCCGAGGAGAUCAGUUGGGCUCCGGCGGCUGGAUGGAAAGCCGUAUCCUGGCCCACAAUCGACAGACAAACCUGGAAAGCCAGUCAAGGUAGCAAAGGACAUGUUUGACGGCGCACUACCACCCGUGUACAAGCGUGAAGCAUCCGAUCCGAUCAACCCUACCGAGGUCGCACAGAUCCUCACAUCCACCUCGCAUGCCUGUACAAAGUGUGGAAGGAACCGCGGUGAAGCGCAUGCGGGCCAGGAUAACAACUGCACGCAAUGUGGGAAACGCAAGGCUAGCGUACCACCUGCUACUUCAGCGCCAACUCCUGCUACCGUACAUGGACGCACAACAUCUGAGGGAACUGUGUCUCACCGAUCCAGACUUUCAGAGAGCACGGCAGGUCCCUCGAAUUCGCCAGGCUCGACACAUGCAAAAUACUGCGCUAAAUGUGGCAAAUAUAAACGACCACCGCCAGAGGCAGUGGAACAGUCUUCGAUCCAGGAAUCCAGCACCAGAAGCGGUCCUAUUCGGGCUCCAAUUCCGGCUGCCAACCACCCAGCCGUCAGGAUGCACCAGGCUGGGCUAUCGAUUCAACCGAAUAUGGCCCCCGCCUCCAAUCAUGUGUACCCUCAAAUCGAUGUCAUUCCACCUUCAGCGUCCACCUACAGGCCGGUUAACUCUCCCUUUGCAAAUUACGGAGAUGAUUCUCCUUUGGUGGAGAAAGCCACAAAGCAGGAAUUCAAACUGUUCCGCAAUUCAUCCCUUGCACGGUCGUUGUCUCGCCGUCUGAGUAGAAAGGACAAGUCGGCCUCUGCGCCUCUUCCCAGCCAGCAACUAGCCGGCGGUGAAAAUCCGUCUGGUGAGCAAAGUGCCGGAAGACUGAUCAACAUGAUCAGCAGCGCGAUGCAGGGAACUCCGAAUGAUCAGGAUGCUCAAUACGCGAGACUCGAUGCGGGCGAGCAGCCGGAUCGCCCAGCAACACCUUUCUCAUUUGUCGGCGGGAAAGAUGAGCAAGACGCGUUCGAGAUGACAGACAUUCGUGAGCGAAACUCAUUUUCAGACCGGGGCAGCCUCAAGGAGGUCUUGGAAGUGGACACCUCAGCCUCCCGUCCCGAGCACGACCCUUCUACAAUUCCGCAAGACACCAUUGAUGUCUUGCCCAGGUCGAAGUCUGCAGUGCAGCACAGCCAACAUCUGUCCGUGGGAGACACGGAGCAGAAGCCACAAAUCACGAGGUUCAAGAGCUUGCGGAGCGGCGUUUCCAGGAUGAACAGCACUGUGAGCAGAUCUACUAGCCUGAAGAGAUUGGGCAGCUUGAAGACGGUUCAUCACAACUGGUACAGAAAUGAUAUGGCGAUUGAGGGCGCAACGGCUGACCAUGCUGUUCCUGCGUUCUGA
Molecule: messenger RNA, 1707 nt
Organism: Capronia epimyces CBS 606.96
Lineage: Eukaryota; Fungi; Ascomycota; Eurotiomycetes; Chaetothyriales; Herpotrichiellaceae
Exons: 1
Coding region: 1-1707 (568 amino acids)
Source: RefSeq, a predicted model, not a curated record